CCGUGGAGUUCUUCACAAGCCGAGGCGUGCGAAUCAGAAGCAGGAGAGAUCUAGAGGAGGUGAUUCGGUCGGUCACGAAUAUCCCACUGACCGCGCUCCGGGGUGAAUCCCUCUCUAACUUCGGGAUUCGUGAGCGGCUUGGCUGGAUGCAUGGGCGCGAAACCACACUGGCGGAGGACUAUGCGUACUGCCUCUUCUGAAUUCUCGAUGUUUCACUGCCUAUUAUUUACGGCGAGUCAAGGAAAGCAGCUAUGGACCGCCUCCUGGAGAGAGCUCGCAUUCUGCAGAGUCAACACAUGCGAGACCAGAGCCUGGUAUGGAACAUCGGAGCCCAGCGCCUGAUGCCGGAGAGCGGUAUUAUGCGGUUCACCCUCAAGCCGUCAGUGGUACUGGGCCGGCACUCGCGUGCUGGGAAUGGAACGGCCCAGCAAGGCUGGCCGAAGCCCCUCCAGUUUGCUCAGACCGAUGUCACGCCAGGCCUGACGUGCCGCAACGGCGAGUUGUUCCUUGCCUGGAAGGCCUCGGGGACGGACAAGAUGUUCUGGAUUCGCCUCGACAGCGACGGUAAUGCGCUCUUGGUGGAGCCCCAUGAGGUGUAUUGGGAUGGUAGCUUCAGCGGCCCUGCACUUGCAGAACUCGACGGCAUCAUCUACGCAGCAUGGAAGGCAGUGGGAAAUCCCGCAGACUUACGGCUGGCAGCCUGGUCGGUAGACGCCGAGAGAUUCGCGCCCGCACAGCCCGUCCGCAACAGCAUCACGGCUAUGGCGCCUACUCUUGCGGCGUUUGGUACCUCGCCUGUGAUGGCUUGGAGAGGGGAAGAGGCGCGUCACCCGCAACCUAACCCUCCUCGCCUCAGCGACGGCCAUCGUGAUCAAUCGAUUCUACUCAAGUUCAAAGAGACAAUCAUCCACCCUCCAUGA
This is a messenger RNA of Lasiosphaeria miniovina, 920 nucleotides long. RefSeq lists its product as uncharacterized. Lineage: Eukaryota; Fungi; Ascomycota; Sordariomycetes; Sordariales; Lasiosphaeriaceae. The record is from RefSeq and is a predicted model, not a curated record. Bases 252 to 920 code for a protein of 222 amino acids. The transcript has 4 exons.